Vicia villosa (hairy vetch) is the source of this 1728-nucleotide messenger RNA. RefSeq names its product transcription factor MYB17-like. The transcript is spliced from 3 exons. Lineage: Eukaryota; Viridiplantae; Streptophyta; Magnoliopsida; Fabales; Fabaceae. The coding region runs from base 600 to 1562 and encodes 320 amino acids. The record is from RefSeq and is a predicted model, not a curated record.
UGCUUUUACUACAAUCUAUGUUCUUGAUUCCACAACUCAUUGUCUUGUCUUUUCUAUCUUCUCUUUCCAAUCCACCGCUUCAACGUUGGAUCAUCACACAGCCUCAACUCUUUCAAAUUGACCCUUAAACAACCAUGACGUAACAAGAAAAGAAAAUUAUACUAUUGCAUUUACUAUAGAAUCCUCGUUUUCUGUAUCUGAAACUAAAACAGUAUUGACCCUUUUCAGGGUAAUCUUGUGUGACAUCUCAGUGGGGGUCCUCUGCAACACUUCACUUUCCACUUCCCUUCUCUAAAUUAUUCUUUCUUUUAUGCAAUAAUUAUCUCAUAGUACGUAUAUGCAUUUAUGACCAACUUUUAAGUCGGUUUACUUCUACAACACUCUUCUUAUUUUUCUCUCUCUUUCUCUCACACUCACAGACAGACAUCUUCUUACUUACUCUUCUGGUGAUGAAAAAUAGACUCUGAAUUUGUUUUCUUCGGUCUUGGUAUUAAAGACAGUACUACUAAGAAAAAGACAAAGUUUUGAGUUACUAUUAUUAAUUGUGGUGAAUUUAUUGUGGUUCUCAUGGUUUGGUAAUGAGUUGGUGAGAGUGAGAAAUGGGUAAAGCACCUUGUUGUGAUAAACAUGGAGUGAGGAGAGGAGCUUGGACUCCUGAAGAAGAUCAAGCUUUGGCUGACUAUAUCAACAAACAUGGCCAUGGAAGUUGGCGUACGCUUCCUAAGCAUGCAGGUCUCUUGAGAUGUGGAAAAAGUUGUCGGCUUCGAUGGAUAAACUAUCUUCGUCCUGGCAUCAAGCGUGGCCCAUUUACUAAUGAAGAAGAAACUACUAUUAUGCAACUUCAUGCCAUGCUUGGCAACAGGUGGGCUGCUAUAGCAUCCCAGCUACCUGGAAGAACAGACAACGAGAUUAAGAACUACUGGAACACACAUCUAAAGAAGCGUGUCAUUCGGUCACUAGGGGAAAAACAUCCGUGUCUUAUUCCUGAUGGGAAUAUCCUGUCUAACAAUGCUCCUUCUACGCGGCACAUGGUACAAUGGGAAAGUGCGAGGGUUGAGGCAGAGGCAAGGUUGUCAAUUGAAUCCACAUUGCACAAUUCAGGCUCUACGACUAAAACAUAUCCGGAUUACUUUCUUAAACUUUGGAAUUCUGAUGUUGGCCUGUCGUUUCGUAAGAUCAAGGGAAAGGAAGAACUGGUGUCCCAAAGUCUAGUCUCACAAGCAUCGGCUUCAUCACUAUCAUCGACAAAGUUAGACGAGUCAUGUUCUGAUGUCUCGUCUCAGGUGAAAAACAGUCAAAAGCAUAAGCAAAGCCUUAAAGUGUCAACAACACCUAAGCUUGAAAUUGACAACAUGAAUCAAGAACAAAACAGGCCUCGCGAACAAACAAAUAGCUAUAAACCAAAGCUUGGCGACAAUAGAGCUGGUUCAGACUCAGGAAAUUAUGAAUUUCUUGAUACUUCUGAUUCUGCACUAAAGCACCUGUUACAUAUGCCUGAUGAUAUAGAAUUCUUGGGACACACUGACAAUUUCUUGAAUCUCCUUGAUGGUAGAUAUGACUAAGAUUAUCUCCUCUAUAUAUAUUUAUAUAUGAUAGAAUAGUUAGUUAUCUUUGCCUUUUAUGUUAUCAACUUUGAUAUAUGAUAGAAUAGUUAGUUAUCUUUGCCUUUUAUGUUAACUUCAUUUUUGUAAAUGCAUCACCAAGGCAAAUACUCAAAUGUGUAUUUUG